Messenger RNA from Fusarium fujikuroi IMI 58289, 1230 nucleotides. Its product is annotated as probable dis1-suppressing protein kinase dsk1. The record is from RefSeq and is a predicted model, not a curated record. Lineage: Eukaryota; Fungi; Ascomycota; Sordariomycetes; Hypocreales; Nectriaceae. Bases 1 to 1230 code for a protein of 409 amino acids. The transcript has 5 exons. Gene Ontology annotation, molecular function: ATP binding; protein kinase activity. Gene Ontology annotation, biological process: spliceosomal complex assembly; regulation of mRNA processing; protein phosphorylation.
AUGGCCGCAUUCCUUCGGAAAAUACAAUGGCCUGGCAGGGCAUGGAAGCCUCUUGUCUUCUCCAGCCCCGAUGUCCCAAAAGUCCCCAAAGAGGUGAAAAUAGAGGAAGAGCGGUUCCUUGACUACGUCGCGUCUCGCUACUACCCCGUCAAAAUUGGGGAAGUCCUGCGCGACCGCUACCAAGUUGUCGGGAAGUUGGGCUUUGGAGCGAGCUCGACCGUUUGGCUGGCACGGGACCUGGAUGGUCGUCGAAAUGUCGCGCUAAAACUCUUCAUUAAUAAUCAGUCCAUGGGACAGCAGCUGGAGAAUGAGCUCGAAAUGUACAAGCGCAUCUCUGCCUCCUCAUCAAAGCAUCCUGGCCGCAGCGCGGUAAGAGAACUGCUUGACUCGUUCGAUGUUACUGGGCCUGAUGGUUCUCAUCGAUGUCUUGUUCAUCCUCCGCUCUGGGAGAGCAUGUGGACAUUCCUAAACCGCAAUCCAGUAAGAAGACUACCGCCAGUGGUCCUCGCUGUCACCUUGCGUCGACUCUUUCAGGCGCUGGACUAUCUCCAUACAGAGUGCAAGGUUAUACAUACAGAUAUCAAGGGAGACAAUAUCAUGUUCGGUAUUUAUGACGACUCAGUAUUCACUGCUUUCGAACAGGAAGAGCAGAGCGAGCCGACUCCACGGAAGGAGAUUGACGGCAGAACCAUAUACAUAUCACGGGAACUUCGAAAGCCGAAGGACUAUGGCGCGCCAGUUCUAUGCGACUUUGGCUCAGCUGUUGUAGGUGAUGUUGAACAUUGCGAAGAUAUCCAACCGGACAUUUACAGAGCUCCUGAGGUCAUUCUCGAAGUUCCUUGGUCCUACAAGGUGGAUAUAUGGAACGCAGGGUGCAUGAUUUGGGACAUCUUUGAAGGCCGGCAUAUGUUUACAGGACAUGACCCCGAGUUCCAAAAAUAUCGCAGCAGAGCACAUCUCGCUGAGAUCAUUGCCCUCCUCGGCCAGCCGCCAUCAAAUGUCCUUGAAGCCGGCAAGGCCAGUCGCAAGUUCUUUACAGACACCGGCGAUUUCCGUAAUGAGAUCCCCAUUCCAGAAAGCACUUCUCUUGUUGAACAAGAAAUCAGCCUUGAGGGUGAGAGAAAAGAAAUGUUUCUUGCCAUGAUGAAUAGGAUGCUUCAAUGGGAUCCGGCUAAGAGAGCAUCAGCAAAAGAACUUGCCGAAGAUCCGUGGAUUAUGGCAUAUAUGUAG